Nematostella vectensis (starlet sea anemone) is the source of this 6340-nucleotide messenger RNA. RefSeq lists its product as uncharacterized. Bases 16 to 5934 code for a protein of 1972 amino acids. Gene Ontology annotation, cellular component: nucleus. The record is from RefSeq and is a predicted model, not a curated record. NCBI's taxonomy places the organism in Eukaryota, Metazoa, Cnidaria, Anthozoa, Actiniaria, Edwardsiidae. Gene Ontology annotation, molecular function: protein binding. The transcript is spliced from 9 exons.
GGUCCACAUUUGCGCAUGUUGACGGGUGAAAGAGAAGACCGAAAAGCCCGUCAAGAAGAUCUGAUCUGUAACACACGAAAAGCCCUACUUCCUCAUUCAAAACUCCAAAUACUUGAUAUACCACAGCCGGACCUACGAAAAACACGCGUCAGAGCUCUAAAGAGCACGAUGGCCGAGCAGCCGGCAUACCAGUCAGAUGAGCACAUAUUGUGUGAUGAGUGUGACCAGCUCUACAAAGGCCACUGUCCAGUCCAUGGUCCCCUAGAAUGGAUUCCUCAUUCUAAAGCCAUCAGCUCUGCCCACUACAGCCCAUGUGUAGCGUCCCUGCCUGACGGCCUGCUGAUGAAGGAGUCCACUAUCCCAGAGGUGGAGAUGGGUGUGUUUGCUGCCAGGAUCAUCCAAAAGAGGGUCAUGUUCGGACCUUUUCAAGGCAAGAGGGUACUACCGCAGCAGUUGAUCUCUGGACAGAACUUGACAUUUGCUUGGGAUUUGCUUCAGAGUGGCCUUGCUACAUCUGUGCUGGAUGCGACAGAGGAGUCUCGUAGUAACUGGAUGCGUUACGUCACAUACGCACGCGAUAAACGCGAGCAGAAUUUGACUGCAUUUCAGUUCUGCGGGGAGAUCUACUACCGGACCUUCCGCACCAUCUACCCAGGGGAGGAGCUGCUUGUGUGGUUUGAAGACGAGUACAGCUGUUCUAUCGAUGACCUUCCGGAAGAGUUUUCUAGUGAUCAAGUGCCUGAGUUCGCGUGCAUGUUUUGCCGUACGGUGUUCGCGGGCGCCACUUACCUACACAAGCACCACAAGUUCCGCUGUCCAAACGGACCCCUGCAUGGCACCUACGGCGCAUCCCGAACCACAGGCCUUGUGGGGGCGUUAUUUCGGUUACCUGUCGAGGUCCCCGAUGGCUGGAGCAGCACUGAACAGGAAUUAGAGAGCAACACCAGAAAGUCCCUGUCGCCUGACUCCCAUCACUCGCGACGCAAGAGCAAGCCCCGCAAACUCGCGAGACAAAUGGAAGAAGACGAGGCGUGGAACCCCGAGCAGCCUUUCGGUCCACCUCCCGCGUCCUUCCUCAAUGAGAACUUCACGCGUGAUAAAGAUAGCGCGACCCUCGUGAUGCUACCCCCUGGCACGCGCGUGUGCGACUCGCGCGACGACUCGUGCGAUGCAGAGAAGCAGAUGCUACACGCGGGAACAAAAAGGUCCGCGGAGGAUUAUGACGAUUACUAUCACAUGGACAAGCAGGUGUGCCACGAGCAAGGCGAUGACCCGCGCGUGUCGCCAACGAGUCAGCAAUACGCGUGUGGCGAGUGUGGCAAGACUUUCGCGCGACCCACAUGGUGGGCAAAACACGAGUCUGCGCACAACUGCAAGCGAGCUUCACCGAGCGCGAGGUCCUCACCGACCCCGAGUGAAUCACCUUCACUCAGUAAAAUACCAUCCUCAAGCAAAACACUGUCUCCAAGUAAAAUAUUCGAACACAACGAAACUGAGCCGACUGUGGAGAAAAAACCUAAGAUGAAGCAUCCUCGUGUGUCGUACCGGUGCGAUGAGUGCGGCCGCGCCUUCGCCUGUCCGUCCUGGUUGAAACGCCACAAGCGUGUCCAUGGGGGCUCUACCGACCUAUCACCAACCGAGGAGAAACCUGUCCCUAUAUCGCAUGCGUCGGCCAACGCCCUGGACGAGACCCGACCACAUAUAUGUCAAGACUGUGGCCGGCGAUUUGCUGUCCCGGCCUGGCUAACACGUCACCGUAUGGUCCAUCACAAGUCUGCGCCCCAAACUACCUACGACCCGUCCAAACCUUUCAACUGUACCAUCUGCGGACGAUCAUUCGCGGUCGCCUACUGGCUGAUCCGCCAUCAGAAAAUGUACCACGAGGAAGUAAUUCCCCCCACUCCGAUCACACCCGCAGCUCAGUCAGACAAUAAGGACCUUCCAUGGAAAUGCGAGGACUGUGGACUGGCGUUUAAGUGGUCGUCCUGGUUACAGCGCCAUCAGCGCAAUAAUUGUCACGGUGAGAGUAAUAAGAAGGCGGUGGUGACCGUGACAUCCAAGAUGCAGGCACCGAGGUCUGAUGCCCCGUUUGCGUGCGAGCGACCAGGAUGCGGGAAGGCGUUUGCUACUAAGCGUCAGUACGGACGACACAGGCGACGGCAUUUGCAGAAUGAUAUCUUAAAUGGCAGAAAGGUGCCCGAGGAGAAACCCUCCGAAACGGCUACUAACGGCCCGCCCUUCAUCUGUCCGCAUGCGAACUGUGGGAGAUCGUUCGGCGCCAGACAUCUCUACUUGAAACAUAAAAGACGCCAUCUCAGCACUCAACCACAAGUUCAGGAUUCCGCCAAACAUGAUGCAGCCAAGAGUAUCGAAAAAGAAGUCGAGCCGUUGAAAGAGACUACGCCAGAUGAUGCAAUGGAAUCGGAGAAGGUGGAUUCGGAAAGCUCAGUGCAAGGACCUCCAUACACGUGUAAGUAUUGCAGUAAGGUGUUCUCGUACUCUCUGCUGCUAAAAAGACACGAGUUAAGACAUCGCAACAACGAAAACACCAAGAAGAAGAUCCUGAAGGCGCUCAAUCUCCCGCCUGAGUUACCUGUCGAGGAGAACACAGCGUUCCCGCACGUCUGCGAGAUAUGCGGAGCUUCGUUUAAAGGCCUCCACUUGUGGAAUCGCCACAUGGUCAAGCAUCUGAACGACAAGGAACCGCCCAACAAGAAACCAAGUGUUCUUUUCAAACGCCAAAUGUACUCUUGCGAGGAAUGCGGCAAGAAAUUCGCGGCAGCCUCGUGGCUGACACGUCACAUGCGCGAACAUGCGGCAAGGGCAGAAAGCGUCGAGGACCUACCAAAUGCCACGGCGCCUCAAUCCCAGGCAGAACCUGUGAAGCACACGUGCGAUGAGUGCGGUAGAAUGUUCGCGACGUCGUUUUGGUUGACAAGACACAAAAGAGAACACGCUAAGCGUUUAGAGGGUGUGGCCCAAGGGAUAACCACUGAGGGUUCACGGUCUACCCACACGGAGAAGCAUAACAAGCCUUCCAAAUUCAAGCGGGGAAAACAUACCUGUGAUGAGUGCGGGAGGAGCUUUGCCGUCGCAUUCUGGCUGACAAGGCACAAACGAGAACACAUGCCGAAGUCUGCUGAUGGGGAAACCAUCGAAGAGACCCCCGAUCAACCCGUGGGCGUCAAGAAAAAUGGACGGACUGUGUAUAUUUGCUCAGAACCCGACUGCAAUAGGGAGUUCCCUUGGCCGUCGUGGCUAGUGAAGCAUCGACGGAUUCAUCAGCGGAAAAAGGUGGCACAGAUGAAGGCUGAGGCUGAGGUCGAACAAGAGGCCAAGGUAGAAGAGGGCGAGGUCACAGAAGCGCCCGCAGUGACAGCUAUCGAGGAGAAGGAAGAGGUAUCGAAAGAGAAAAAUGUGAUCAUCCAAAGUGAAAUGGACACGGUGACGGACAUGAAGACGGAGCAGUGUUACGAGGUGUUCGGCGAGGUGGGGGUGAAGCAGUACCGGUGUAAGAUCUGCCACAAGACUUCUGCUUGGCACACAGGUAUCGUGUACCACGUGCGCGUGCACCACACUCACGAGCGGCCCUUCCAGUGCCAGAUUUGCCACAAGUCAUUCCACAUGGCGGGCGACCUGACCAAGCAUGCCAAGCGCCAUUCCGGUGAGAAGCCAUUCCCAUGCCAGCACUGCUCUAAGUGCUUUGCCACCGCGCAACAGGCACGCAAGCACGCCAACAGCCACCACACCCCCCUACCCUACCACUGCAUGGGGUGUGGUAAGAGGUUCCGGGACAGGAGCUCCCUAUGGAAGCAUAAGCUCAGUAGUGGUCCUUGUAAUAAGGUAAAGGAUAGACGCAAGGUAGCCCACUCAGCGAAACCUGUACCGGAAAAACCCCAGCCCCCAAUGGCACUAUCGGGACAUGGUUCCACUCAGUGCAACAUCUGCAAGAAAGACUUCGAAGACACGGGCUCCCUGUGGGGCCAUCGCUUGCGAGUACAUCCCGACAUGCUCCUCGGCACGUGUAAGAAAUGCGGUAACCAUAAGGGCGACGGGCACUCGUGUCAGGGCACUGCGACAAGGUCACAGACCAAGGUCAGCGGGGCACCUUCCACCAGGUCACACGCAAAGGCCCUACACCUGACUUGUUUCCGCUGCGGCGAGUCGUUCAGUGAUCGUGACGAGUACCGCAGCCAUCUGACCACACACCGCACGGGCGAGAAGAUCGUAUGCAAGUACUGCGGCAAGAGCUGGCUCCGCAAGGCCGACCUCACCAGGCACUUGCGCGUGCAUACGGGAGAGCGACCCUACCCAUGUCCUGAGUGCGGGCUCGCCUUCAAGGUAUCAGAUGGACUCAAGCGGCACAUGCGCAGUUUGCAUCCGAACUCGACUAAGCCUUGCUUGAGGGUAGAGCCCGACGGUGCUAACAGCAGUGAAGACAACGAGAUACACAUUGGGGAGAAUCAAGACGUUGAAGCUAUGUCAAGCCCUGAUAAAGCGAACGAAGAUGACACCGAAAACAAUGUGUCGGGACAAAAGGCCUUGUCAAGCCCAAGUAAAGCGGACAAAGAUAAGCAUGAAAACAAUGAGUUGGGACAAAAGCCCGUUUCAAGCCCCGCUAAAGCGGAAAAAGAUAACACUGAAUUCAGCGAGUCUGGACCUGAGCCCGUGUCAAGCCCUUUAAAAGCGGACAAAGAUAAGACCGAAAUCGAUGCGUCGUCUGGGCAGAAUUCGGCUGACGACGCAGAUGGCGUCACAGAGAAACCUAGUGAGAAGUCGACCAGUAGAAAGGAAUAUGUUGAGUUAGAGAACAUUGUAGAUUAUACUAGGGAAGACAGCCAGAAACAGACUGAGAAUGGUGCAAUAACGAAGCCUAUGGACGGCACUGAGAAAGCCGCAAGUAACGAUGAAGAGGAUUCGACCAAAACGGAUACGGACACUUCUAGGGAAAUUUCUAAGAAAGACAGUGAAGAGAAUUCGACCAAAACAGAUACGGGUACUUCUACGGACAUUUAUAAGAAAGACAGUGAAGAGAAUUCGACCAAAACAGAUACGGGCAGUUCUAGGAACAUUUCUAAGAAUGGUAGUGACAGUGAACUGGAGAACGACCACGGCGAUGAUGAAAAUAUUCUCAAGCCAAGCAAGAAGCCGGAAGUGUCGUCACUAGGCACAGAGACUGACGUACCAGAAGAAUGUGAUAGGUCUGCGAAUAACACAGAGCCGGUAAGGAAGGAUACAAGCCCUUCUCAGGUGAACGGUACGGCAGAGGAGAUCGGGGAGAAUGUAUCAACUAGCAUUCCUGCUGCCCUUGGUCAGACUGUUGUUGACACUAAUCGCAAGGAUACGCGCCCAGAAGAGGCGACCACGGAUCGUCCUCUUGGUGAUGCUUUAAACGCGUACAGCGAGACGGAUGGGCCCACGAACUCGCUUUCAGAAGAACAAUUCAAUACAGGCUCCGAGCAAGUGUCAGAACCAGAGGAAUCGCGUAGAAUAGACGUAGAACUUGAGGUCUCUGAGACGGGAGCGACGGUUAAUGGCAAAGAAGACAAAAGAUACGACACAGAAUCAGAUACUGCGCUCACUCCUUCCUCAGAACUGGGGCAUGAGAAAGAAAGCCACAUUGAUAUAACUGAAGCGGGCGAAUCGGAUACCUCUUUUCAGGCAAGCAGCAAACGGGGGUUGAAGGCCAAGAAAUCGAAUGCGAAGAAGAAAGUUGCGGAUUCAGUUAAUAACAAUGACGCAGGAGACACGAGUAAAGCGAAGGGGAACGCGGGGCGUAAAUGCCCCUAUUGCUCUAAGUUGUUUUCGUUGCCUGGUAACCUGGCCCGUCAUGUGCGGCUUCACACGGGGGAGAGGCCGUUCUCGUGCAAAACGUGUGGAGAGACGUUCAUGAGGUCAGAUGUCAUGAGCCAGCAUAUCGCGACAUUCCACUGAUCGUCGCGCACGUCCACGCCAUUACACGUGUCUGCAACACGCAUCGGAAAAGGCGAGCGCGGAAAACGACCGAAAUUGUUGCGUUCCAUCAAAUAGCGGCUACACCGUUUCUAUCAAAUAACUGUGUCGUAAAAUGAUAAAAACGGAUGAAAUCUAUUUCUGUUAUUUUGCAAAAAAGGGGCUAUAGAUCAUUCCUAAUAGAAGGGGCUUGCCAAACUACUGUUCUGUUGAAGAGAACUUGAUAUCGAGUCUUUCCUGAUUUAUCCUAGAGCAUUAUUACCUUCUGAUAUAAGGCGCUGAUAUAUGCGUAUUUGAUGGGUUUUAUAGAUAUACUGUGUAUCAUAGUGGGCGUCGGUAUUUAUAAUAUUCGGUUACACGAAAACAUUAAAAUAUUAUUCAGAAUAAA